UUCAACGAAACAGUAUCAACGUUGCAUUUUAAAAUAUCAUCAUGCUUUUUUCGACGUGCGUAAAGAGAUCUGCAUUGUUAAGUGCAGUUAUACGAAAGCAAAUAAUAGGAUUAGGACCGAAGAGAACUGGUUUCUUUUCUUGUAUUCCAGUCAUUAAAAAUGCAACUACUCCGUCAACGUUGUUAUCUUCAAAUUCUAUUCGAUCGUUCAAUACAACUAAGAUGAAACUUCAGGAAGAAAAGCCUCACGAUCAUGCCCGGCUUUGGGUCAUAGAGAAGGGAACAUCAGCUAUAUUAGUCGCGCUAAUACCAUUCGGACUGCUAAUUCCGAAUAGACUCUUUGACUCACUACUAGCUAUUCUUAUAACGGCCCAUACUUUUUGGGGGAUGGAAGCAGUUAUGGUGGAAUAUGUACGGGUCCUGUUAUUUGGACCCUUAAUCCCGAAAAUUGCUAUCGGAUUCGUAUAUGCGAUGACAGUGUUAAUGUUAGGAGGUCUUUUUUAUCUCAUUUUUAAUGAUAUCGGCUUAUGCAGAGCGUUUUGGAGGAUUUGGAGAAAUAUGAGAAAGCCGAAAGACUCGUUCAAGCGUCGUUAGAUAAA
Vanessa atalanta (red admiral) is the source of this 598-nucleotide messenger RNA. Its product is annotated as succinate dehydrogenase [ubiquinone] cytochrome b small subunit, mitochondrial-like. Gene Ontology annotation, biological process: mitochondrial electron transport, succinate to ubiquinone; tricarboxylic acid cycle. Bases 42 to 593 code for a protein of 183 amino acids. NCBI's taxonomy places the organism in Eukaryota, Metazoa, Arthropoda, Insecta, Lepidoptera, Nymphalidae. The record is from RefSeq and is a predicted model, not a curated record. Gene Ontology annotation, molecular function: ubiquinone binding; heme binding. The transcript has 4 exons. Gene Ontology annotation, cellular component: membrane; mitochondrial envelope.